AUGGGCGGAAAAGCUCCCAUAAGUUUUGUGAGCCAUCAGGACAACACUAACAUCCGCAACAACGAGACACCAUUCUGUAUGAUGUUUGGCACAGAAGCAGUCCUCCCAAUUGAAGUCACCCAACCCACCGCCAGGGUCGAAGGCUAUGACGCCACAACCAAUGCUGACAGCGUUUGCCUCAACAAAGACUUACUCGAGGAGAAACGCCACACAGCUCACUCGCACAACUUGCAAAACAAGCAAUGUGUUUCGUGUUUCUAUAAUGCCAGAAUCAAAGCUAGAAACCUCCAACUGGGGGACUGGGUCAUGAAGGAAGUCAUACCUCUUCCCACUGCCCUUCGUCCCACUUGGGAAGGCCCUUACCAAAUCAUAGAAGUCGUCAGCCCUGACACUUUCUACCUGAAGAACAAGGAUGGCGACAUGGCGUAA
This is a messenger RNA of Rosa rugosa (rugosa rose), 429 nucleotides long. RefSeq lists its product as uncharacterized. NCBI's taxonomy places the organism in Eukaryota, Viridiplantae, Streptophyta, Magnoliopsida, Rosales, Rosaceae. The transcript has a single exon. The record is from RefSeq and is a predicted model, not a curated record. Bases 1 to 429 code for a protein of 142 amino acids.